Cuculus canorus (common cuckoo) is the source of this 4226-nucleotide messenger RNA. RefSeq names its product transcription termination factor 2 (gene TTF2). The record is from RefSeq and is a predicted model, not a curated record. The transcript has 23 exons. The coding region runs from base 295 to 3654 and encodes 1119 amino acids. Lineage: Eukaryota; Metazoa; Chordata; Aves; Cuculiformes; Cuculidae. Gene Ontology annotation, molecular function: ATP-dependent chromatin remodeler activity; zinc ion binding; ATP binding.
CAGAGCGUACGGCCAUUGGUCCUCCGUAGGCGCUCACUGCCAUUGGCUGAUUUCAAAGCGUGCGGAUGGCCGCUUGCUCAUGGAGUUGGUGCCGUGCGUCCUGCACGGGUCCCCGUGCCUCUUGAAGACCGGAGUCCGCGGUGGCCCCAACCAGGGUCGGAGCUUCUACGUGUGCGGAGUGCGGAGCCCGGCGCCCUGCGGCUUCGUUCUGCCGGCACCGUGCGUGCAGAGCCGGGGCGCGGGGCUCUCCCACUGGGUAUUCCUGCUUCUCACUGCUUGAUCCAUGAGGGAUGCAUGGUGGAACUGCAAGUCCUGAUUCAACAUCAGGGCAAAGAUGAGUACCAGUUGCUUUACCGAUGCACUAAAGGUUAUUCAAAUGGGAAGACAUGGUGUGGAAGCAUCCCGUGGCAGGAUCCAAAAGCUACCAAAGUGUCAAAAGCGUUAGAAUCCCAGCACAACAUAGCACCUGUCUUCAAUCCCAGUGGCCAAAGAAAUCCAUUCAAAGUCAUAGAUAAGAAUUGUGAUCCAUCAUCCUGGAAACAAAUUAAGCAAGGGAAUGGAGAAGAAAGUAGAGCAAAAGGAGUAAAAGCAGAGAAAGAAAGUAUGCUGGCGUCACAUAAAGAGAAGAAAUCAAUCCCUGCUUCCUCCAUAGAGAAAGAACCUCUAGAAGGGCUGAAAACUAAGAAUAAGCAAUCCACAGGCAAUAAGACUGAUCCAGUAUUUAAGGAUAGCACAGUGCCUGGAUCUAAACUUGGCAUUUCUGAGAACUGCAAAGGGAAAAACACCCUUUGGGAGAAAGAGAAAUAUGGUGGCAGUGGCAGAGAAUCCAAGAAGUCUUCUGAGUGUGUGGAGAAAGAGCCAGGUGGGAGCUCAAAGCUCUUUCCACUAAGUCUUGGAAAGCAAAGUGCAAGUACUAAGCCUGCAGAGGACGAACAGCUCGGAGGGAAAAGUCUAAAUAGCUGUGAGGAUAAAGAAACCAGAAAGAAAGAAUACGUUGGUGGUAAGAAUGGAGAGGUGAAACUAAUGUCUAAAGAAGAUAUGAUUUCCCCAGUAGCAGGAAAGGAUGCUUUCCAACACCCUGCCCAGAAAGGAGGAGGAGUGGCAGCGCCGUCCAGGACACAAAUCAGACCAGAGCUGGGACAGGCUGCUGGUGCAGUCUCUGGCAGAGACACUGAUGGAGUAGGAUUUGUUUAUACCUCAUCAGGUAAAAGCGAACCUGAGGAAUCAGUUGAGGACUUGCAGUCAAGAGAGAUUCUUGCAGGAAAAUCGGGGACAUCUUUGCCAGGAGCUGCAGCAUCACAUCAUGUGGAAGGACUCCAGGACCCUAAAGCUCUUUACAACCAUCUUGUCGUCCAGUUGCGGCAGAAGAAGAGUGUGUUGGCUACAGUGAACACUCAGCGGCUGCCAGAUAAAGGGGAACGGUUGCGAAAGCAAGUGCAGGAUUUGGAAGCUGCACUCAGUGCUUUUAAAAUUUCAACAGCAGGUACUACUGGAAAAGGGGAACAUAGCACAAGCAGCGAUUACCAUGAGGAGCCUUUGCCUACCCAACUUGACAGGCCAGGUGGUACAAAGCUGAUAACACCACAACUGCUCCAGAAUCCUGCAUCAGGGACCUCUUCAUGCUCACACAGUCACACCUCUGCUGCUACUACUUUGGGUUCCAGUGAAUAUGGUUCAAGCCAUGGUUUUGGAAUGAACUCUGGUGUGCAGAAUCUAUAUGGAGGAAGAAUGACAGAAGACCGAAUCAGAGCUGUACACAGUGCCACAAGUGAGGCUAUUAAUCAUCUUCACAAAUCUCUAGAGUCCUGUCCAACAGAGCAGACAACAGCUGAAAAUCCCUCUGGACUGAAGGUUCCACUGCUGCCACACCAAAAACAAGCACUUGCAUGGCUCCUCUGGAGAGAGAGUCAGAGGCCAUGUGGAGGAAUUCUGGCGGAUGACAUGGGCUUGGGGAAGACUCUAACGAUGAUUGCUCUCAUUCUGACCCAGAAGCAGCUGAAUACAGAGAAAAGAAAGGAGGAGAAGUUAGAAAUAUGGCUAUCCAAAAAUGAUUCAGCGGUUAUCCCUUCUCACAGCACUUUAAUAAUUUGUCCUGCAUCCUUGAUCCACCACUGGAAGAAAGAGAUUGACAGACGUGUAAGCUAUGGCAAACUGAGGGUCUGUUUGUACCACGGGUCCAAUAGAGAGAAACACGCAGAGGUGCUCACUGGAUAUGAUAUUGUUGUCACAACCUACAGCCUUCUUUCCAAGGAAGUUCCCACAAGCAAAGAGGAGGGGGAAGUCCCUGCUGAGGACCAUGAUGUGAGGAGUGGGUCAUCUCCCUGUUCCCCUCUGCUCAGGAUAGCUUGGGCUCGAAUUAUAUUGGAUGAAGCUCACAAUAUUAAAAACCCGAAGAUUCAAACCUCCAUAGCUGUAUGCAAACUGAGAGCCAGUGCCAGAUGGGCUGUCACUGGGACACCAAUACAGAACAACUUACUGGAUAUGUACUCUCUCCUGAGGUUUCUACGUUGCUCUCCUUUUGACGAGUACAAGGUGUGGAAGUACCAAGUAGAUAACAACACGAAAAAGGGAGGAGAGAGGCUGAGUCUCUUAACCAGGAGCCUCUUAUUACGGAGAACUAAGGACCAGCUGGAUUCAGCUGGCAAGCCCUUGGUAGCUCUACCCCAGCGUAGCACACAGUUACAUCAGUUAAAACUUUCACCAGAGGAGCAGUCCGUGUACAAUGUGCUUUUUGCAAGAUCCAGGUCAACACUACAAUCCUACCUACAGAGACAAGAGCAGAAAAAUGAAGGCAGAGAGUAUGCUGGUGGUAACCCGUUUGAGAGAGUUGCACAAGACUUUGGGAUCAAUCAAAAGGAAUUCCUAGCAGGCUCACAAAGUGCCCCCCAAGUCUCAAGUACUGUCCACGUCUUGUCUAUGCUGUUGAGGCUUCGUCAGUGCUGCUGCCAUCUCUCUUUGCUGAAAGUGGCUCUUGACCAAACUAACCUUCAUAGUGAAGGGCUUACCCUCUCCAUUGAGGAACAACUCAGCGCUUUGACUCUGACUGAGCUCCAGACUCCUGAUUACAAGUCAACAGUCUACCUCAGUGGCACAGCUUUUAAAACUGAUCUCUUUGAAAUCACCAGGGAGAGCACCAAGAUAGCUCACCUCUUGGCUGAACUGAAAACUAUUCAGAGUCACUCAGAGCCUCAGAAAAGUGUUGUUGUGUCUCAGUGGACAAGUAUGUUGAAGGUUGUGAGUGUUCACCUCCAGCGACUAGGGCUGAAGUAUGCAACAGUGGAUGGCUCUGUCAAUCCUAAACAGAGAAUGGAUGUGGUAGAAGAGUUCAACAACAAUCCCAGAGGGCCUCAGGUACUGUUGGUCUCGUUGCUGGCUGGAGGUGUUGGCCUGAACUUGACUGGAGGAAACCACCUGUUUCUCCUUGACAUGCACUGGAAUCCUGCUCUUGAGGACCAGGCAUGUGACCGCAUUUACCGAGUGGGGCAGCAGAAGGAUGUUGUGAUACACAGGUUUGUCUGUGAAGGAACAGUAGAAGAAAAGAUCCUACAACUCCAGAGGAGCAAGAAAGUUCUUGCCCAGCAGGUGCUGUCAGGCAAAGGGGAAACCUUCACUAAGCUCACUCUGGAUGACCUCAAAAAUCUCUUUGGCAUUUAAUUAUCCUUUACAAUAUGCUACAGAAAGUGAUUUAAUACCUACAUGUAACUGUGCAAACUUCAACUGUUUUAAGGUGGUCAUUCAUUUUGAACGAAAUAACUACAUUUUUGUAACUGUCCCAACAAGAGAAGUUAUCAGCCUCAGGAAUUUGUUUUAAUCCUGAAAUUGGCUCAUACAUCCAAAGACUAAUAAAGUCAUAAAUUAAACUAUAAUUUUAAAAUACACAAGCAAGUGAUUGUUUAUAAUAUUUAGUUAUUUCUUGGUUUCCUACAUGUGUUUUUAGUUAAAAAACUUUCUUUCGUCUCCAAGGCAGGAGAAGCACAAGUGUAAGUGAAACAAGAACAAGAGAUACAAGCAUGAGGUAGGAGAGUUCAAAGGUUGAGUGGGCAUGAAGGAAGCAAGGAAAUAUUUUGAACAUGAUGCUAUAAAAUGACUAUAUAAAAAUUAGAAUGUUUAAGUAACAAAAUUAAGGAAGGACUUGGAGGAAUACCUCAUUUUCUCUUUUGUUCUUUAGGAGGACUUCUUGUAUCCAAGUGAAGAAGCAUUUCUCUACCUUGCUCAAAAUAUUUAUU